GGACCCCGAGGAGAGCGAGGGGAGAAGGGAGAAGCCGGAGCUGCCGGUGCUGCCGGGCCACCUGGCGGGAAAGGGCCUCCCGGCGACGAUGGACCCAAGGGCAACCCCGGUCCUGUUGGUUUUCCGGGCGAUCCCGGACCUCCAGGGCCAGGAUGGCGCCAAGGGCGAGCGUGGGGAGGACGGCGAGCCCGGGGAGCCGGGCCCCCCCGGGGAGCUGAUCCAGCCCCUGCCGAUCCAGCUGCCCAAGAAGAGCAAGCGCUCCAUCGACGCCAGCAAGCUGGUGGAUGAAGAGGAGGGCGAGGACGGCGAGAGACCGGCCGCUGACCAGGCGUCUCGUGACUAUGCUGACGGCAUGGAGGAGAUCUUUGGCUCCCUCAACUCCCUCAAGCAGGAGAUUGAGGGCCUGCGGCGCCCGAUGGGCACCCGGGACAACCCUGCCCGCACCUGCCAGGACCUGCAGCUCAGCCACCCAGGCCUGCCUGAUGGCGAGUACUGGAUUGACCCCAACCAGGGCUGCGCCCGAGACUCUUUCAAGGUUUACUGCAACUUCACAGCAGGCGGGGAGACCUGCGUCUUUCCCAGCAAGGACGUACAGGAGGUGAAGGUGUCGGUGUGGGAGAAGGAGGUGCCCCAGCAGUGGUUCAGUCACUUCCAGGAGGGCAGCAGGUUCUCCUACACGGACUCAGAGAGCCAACCCCUCGGUGUGGUGCAGUUGACCUUCCUACGGCUCCUCAGCGUCUCUGCCCGCCAGAACUUCACCUACCACUGCCACCGCUCGGUGGCCUGGCACAGCACCACCUCCGGGGACCACCAGCGUGCCCUCCGCUUCCUGGCUGCCAACGAGGAGGAGCUCAGCUAUGACACCAGCCCCUACAUCAAAGCCGUGACGGAUGGCUGUGCGAGACCCAUUACCUCCCCUCACACAACUUCAAUGCACACCUUUACCCUCAACUUCCCCGCCUUCAGCAAUAUGGCCAAAACGCUGUCAGGGAGUCUGCACCACCACUUGCAGCUGGGCUGA
This is a messenger RNA of Egretta garzetta (little egret), 1021 nucleotides long. Its product is annotated as collagen alpha-1(V) chain-like. Lineage: Eukaryota; Metazoa; Chordata; Aves; Pelecaniformes; Ardeidae. Gene Ontology annotation, biological process: translational elongation. Gene Ontology annotation, molecular function: extracellular matrix structural constituent. Gene Ontology annotation, cellular component: nucleus; cytoplasm. The transcript is spliced from 8 exons. The annotation marks the transcript as partial. The record is from RefSeq and is a predicted model, not a curated record.